This is a messenger RNA of Amphiprion ocellaris (clown anemonefish), 372 nucleotides long. Its product is annotated as keratin-associated protein 19-2-like. Lineage: Eukaryota; Metazoa; Chordata; Actinopteri; Pomacentridae. The coding region runs from base 1 to 372 and encodes 123 amino acids. The record is from RefSeq and is a predicted model, not a curated record. The transcript has a single exon.
AUGGAUGGUGGUCUGGGUUACUAUGGGAUGGAUGGUGGUCUGGGAUAUUAUGGGAUGGAUGGUGGUCUGGGUUACUAUGGGAUGGAUGGUGGUCUGGGUUACUAUGGGAUGGAUGGUGGUCUGGGAUAUUAUGGGAUGGAUGGUGGUCUGGGAUAUUAUGGGAUGGAUGGUGGUCUGGGUUACUAUGGGAUGGAUAGUGGUCUGGGUUACUAUGGGAUGGAUGGUGGUCUGGGAUAUUAUGGGAUGGAUGGUGGUCUGGGAUAUUAUGGGAUGGAUGGUGGUCUGGGAUAUUAUGGGAUGGAUAGUGGUCUGGGUUACUAUGGGAUGGAUAGUGGUCUGGGUUACUAUGGGAUGGAUGGUGGUCUGGGAUAG